AUGGAUUUAGGUGAUCCUACUUUGAAACCCAUUAAAGUAUUAGGAGCUGGCUCCUUUGGACGGGUAUUUCUAUGCAAAUAUCGCAACAAUCAGAAAGUUUGUGUCAAACGCAUUAUUGUGGUUAAUCCGAAGGUGGAGAUGAGCAUGAUUAUGGAAGAGGUUUACAUAAUUUCCCAAUUACAACAUCCAAAUGUGGUCGAAUUUCUGGGCUCCUUUGUACACGCCGGCACGGUCAACAUUAUCAUGGAAUAUGCCCCGAAUGGCACCCUACAAGAUCUCAUCCUACACUCCCGACCGAAGGGUUUUACACAGAAUGAAGUUAUGCGUUAUUUUUGUGAUGCCCUCAUGGGUUUGGAAUAUCUACAUGUGCGGAAUGUCAUUCAUCGCGAUUUGAAACCAGCCAAUUUGUUGCUGGAUGCCAAUAAUAAUUUGAAAAUUGCCGACUUUGGUAUAUCGCUGGUGCAUGCCUCAAAGACGCACAAUGCCACGGCACUGGGCACCCCUUAUUACACACCACCCGAGGUGCUGCGUGGUGAACGUUUCGAUUAUAAAUCGGAUAUAUGGUCGCUGGGUUGUAUAUUGUAUGAAAUGUGUAUGGGUCAUGGUCCGUUCUCGCAGGCUGCCACACUGGACGAGCUGCGCUAUUUAAUACGUGUCCUGACACGUCAAAAAAUGGAUUGCAGUAAUAUAAGGAAAAUGUAUGGAUGCCUGUGGGCCCUACUAUGCGAGCGAAUGAUUGUGGCCAAUGUACAAUUGCGUAUAUCAUUGCCGGACAUUGUGGUGCUGGAACCCUCCCUGACAAUCUACUAUUAUAAUAAAUAUUUCGACUAUAAGUAUUGA
Musca vetustissima is the source of this 840-nucleotide messenger RNA. It is a transcript of the gene png, whose product is annotated as serine/threonine-protein kinase nekl-2. Gene Ontology annotation, cellular component: cytoplasm. Bases 1 to 840 code for a protein of 279 amino acids. Gene Ontology annotation, molecular function: ATP binding; protein serine/threonine kinase activity. The transcript is spliced from 2 exons. The record is from RefSeq and is a predicted model, not a curated record. Lineage: Eukaryota; Metazoa; Arthropoda; Insecta; Diptera; Muscidae. Gene Ontology annotation, biological process: protein phosphorylation.